Messenger RNA from Jatropha curcas, 1202 nucleotides. Its product is annotated as ras-related protein RABA5e. Gene Ontology annotation, molecular function: GTPase activity; GTP binding. The record is from RefSeq and is a predicted model, not a curated record. NCBI's taxonomy places the organism in Eukaryota, Viridiplantae, Streptophyta, Magnoliopsida, Malpighiales, Euphorbiaceae.
AUCAUUAUCAUCAAUCCACUACAUGCGCAGUAUGUCUGUGCCAGCUUGACUACUCACAUCAACACCUCAACACCUCUCUUCCCCCCUCUCUCUCCCCCUCUGUCUGUAAGCAUCUUCGUUCUCUCUCUAGAAAACGAUAAAAGUGUCGCCAUGUCGUCGGACGAUGAGGGAGGAGAGGAGUACCUUUUCAAGAUCGUGAUAAUUGGGGACUCAGCAGUGGGCAAAUCGAAUCUGCUUUCUCGGUAUGCGAGGAAUGAGUUCAAUUUGCAUUCAAAGGCCACCAUAGGCGUAGAAUUCCAGACCCAAAGCAUGGAAAUCGAUGGAAAGGAAGUCAAAGCUCAGAUUUGGGACACCGCUGGUCAAGAAAGAUUCCGUGCGGUCACUUCUGCUUACUAUAGAGGUGCUGUUGGUGCUCUUAUUGUUUAUGAUAUUAGUCGCCGUACUACUUUCGAUAGCGUUGGUCGAUGGCUAGAUGAGCUCAAGACUCAUUCUGACACAACUGUGGCAAGGAUGCUGGUCGGGAACAAAUGUGAUUUGGAGAAUAUUAGGGAUGUAAGUGUUGAGGAAGGCAAAAGCCUUGCAGAAGAAGAAGGGUUAUUCUUCAUGGAGACUUCUGCUCUUGACUCAACCAAUGUUAAAAAGGCUUUUGAGAUUGUCAUUCGCGAGAUUUAUAACAAUGUGAGUCGGAAGGUCUUGAACUCAGAUACUUACAAAGCUGAACUAUCAUUGAACAGGGUAACCCUCGUUAAUAACGGGACGGAUGGAUCAAAACAAUCCCAAGGCUAUCUUUCCUCCUGCUGCUCCAGAUAACCUCUUUUCUUCUCAUUUCAAAAAGGCAUACAAGUUGAGGGCUUUUUUGUGGUUGGUUUGUUAAUUCAAUUUGGUUGGUUUCUUUGUUACCUUAAUGAAUAUGUCUUAAGGGUUCUUUACUUACAAAAUAAGUUGAUUAUAUAGAUAUGAAAUUGUUUAGUUGAAUACAAAAAAAGGGCAGUCAGUUUUUUGUGCUUUUAGUUACAAGAAUCAUGGUUUCGCGCGCUAAAUAUCGCAAAAGAUGAUCUAUUUUGUGAGAUUGUGUAAUGUACACUAGAAGGGUCACAUAUAGCUAUUGGAUUUGUUUGUUCUUUUGCUCUAUUUGCCAGUUAUUUCAUGUGCUUUUCUAGCAAGGAUGAACAGAUUAGAGAUGAAUCUGUUAAUUUGUUGCA